CGGCUCCUGUUCAAGUGUGUAUGUGUUUGUGGGUGUAUCCUUUGCUCGCUCGCAUCAAAUCGUCUCCAUUCCGCAAUCCAGCAAAAAGGGCAAAUUCGGUUCCCUUUUUGCUUUUUCUUCGUAGAUAUUAAUAAAGGUUCUCGUUUUUGGAGUUCCAGGUUUCACCUGAUUGAUGGGAUUUCCUUUUUCUUCAAUCCGUGUGGGUUACUUGACAAUCACAUUCCUCGCCAUCUCUUGUCUCCUCUUGUGCCUCUUCACGAAUCCUGUUGAUUCCAGUGCCCUAAAACCCAAAUCCGAGCAUGGUUGCAGUGCCCUGAAGCACUUUCAUGACUACAAAUCCAAGUGCGCUUACCUGAAAUCAAUCGACCAAUGCGCUAAUCAAGGUUUCAUCGAUUACCUCUCCUUCCUCUAUUGUAAUUUCGAUGGAUCUCCACUAGUGGGUCAAUUUCUCCUCUUCCUCUGGCUCCUUGUCCUGUUCUACGUAUUGGGCCACACAGCGUCUGAGUAUUUCUGCUCAUCUCUCGAAAGUCUCUCCAAGCUUCUCAAUUUGUCGCCUACUGUUGCCGGCGUAACUCUUCUGUCUCUUGGAAAUGGCGCUCCUGAUUUGUUCGCAAGCUUGGUCUCUUUCAUGGGAGAAUCAAAGGGCACUUACGGUGUCGGUCUCAACACAGUCGUGGGAGGUUCUUCUUUCGUCACCUGCGUCGUUGUUGGGAUCAUAAGCAUUGCGUUGCAUAGGAGACGCGUCCGUGUCGAGCGAUCCGCUUUUAUACGAGACAUUUGCUUCUUCUGUGCAGCUAUUGGUUCCUUGGCUUUGAUUCUGGUUUAUGGAAAGAUCAAUUUUUGGGGUGCUCUUGGGUUCUGUUCUUUGUAUGCUGUUUAUGUUGCCUUUGUGUAUCUCUCUUGGAGAUUUGGUGGAGAAGGUGCUGAGUUUGAUCUUGAGUCAGUCCAUAAGCGUGGUAGUCUUAGUGAACCAAUCUUGCAAAGAGACGAUCUUGAGGAGAUUGAUGAUUGUGUCAUUGUUAAUGGAGAGCUUCAUAAUGAUCAUCGGCGAUAUUACUGGAAAUUGGCGGUUUGGAUUAUCACUCUGCCUCUAGACUUGCCAAGGAUAUUGACAAUUCCUGUAGUUAGUGAAACCGGAUGGUCUAAACCAAAAGCUGUUGCUUCGGUCACAUUAGCUCCGGUUCUGUUGUCGUUUCUAUGGAACUGGAAGCGGAACCCUUCGAGUUUUGAGACGGGGGUUGUUUAUUCGAUCGGGUGUUUGGUCGGAAUAGUUCUUGGUUUCGUUGCAGGAGCCACGACGAAGACGUUAACCCCACCGAAGAAAUGGCUAUUACCUUGGUUAGCAGGUGGGUUUGUGAUGAGCAUGACAUGGAGUUACAUAUCGGCUCAAGAGCUAGUCGCGCUUUUGACUUCUCUAGGUUACAUUUUCGGUGUAAGCCCUUCGAUCUUGGGCCUAACGGUACUCGCUUGGGGAAACUCUAUUGGGGAUCUUAUAACCAAUGUGACGAUGGCGUUGCACGAUGGCAACGAAGGAGCUCAAGUGGCUGUGUCGGGAUGUUACGCGGGACCAAUCUUUAAUACAUUGUUUGCGCUCGGGAUUUCGCUUGUGGGAUGCGCGUGGGAGGUUUAUCCGUCGAGCAUUGUGAUUAAGACAGAUCCUCGUUUGUUGGAGUCUCUUGGGUUUCUGGUGAUAGGACUGGUUUGGUCCUUCUUGGUUCUGUUUAGUAACCGAAUGAGGCUUGGUGGUGUGAUGGGGAUUGGACUAUUGGUCAUUUACUUGGCUUCAUUGUCUAUAAGGAUUGUACAAACAGCUGGAGAUUCUCACUAGUUACUAAUUUUGGUUUUCAACUCACAGUUUCGUACAUCACACGGAUUUGUAUAAUCUUCUACUCUGUGAAGGGAAUCACUUCUUUU
Messenger RNA from Eutrema salsugineum, 1914 nucleotides. Its product is annotated as cation/calcium exchanger 2. The record is from RefSeq and is a predicted model, not a curated record. NCBI's taxonomy places the organism in Eukaryota, Viridiplantae, Streptophyta, Magnoliopsida, Brassicales, Brassicaceae. The coding region runs from base 173 to 1828 and encodes 551 amino acids. Gene Ontology annotation, molecular function: monoatomic cation transmembrane transporter activity. Gene Ontology annotation, cellular component: membrane. The transcript is spliced from 2 exons. Gene Ontology annotation, biological process: transmembrane transport; monoatomic cation transport.